AUGUUCUGGAAGUACCAGAGCCCAAAAAUAAGUGCAAGCUGGGCGGUUGUGGCCUUGGGCUUUGAAACUGCAGCUUCACUUUCUCCUCGUUCUGGAUUGGCUUCAGAUGCAGCUUUGGGGAUUUGGGAUCUGGGUUUGGAAGAAAACCCAGCUAUUGGAUGGGGAGAGAGACAGAGAUUCUGCAAUAAAAAAAACCAACAAGCUCUGGAGAUUGAGGACGAGAUUUUUCACUGGUUUAAAGUGCCCUUUUCGUCCCUUUCAGCUUCAGGUACUUGCUUAGAUAUUUUUCUGUUCUUGCUUAAACCCCCGAACCUUUUCCCGACCCACCCAAAGCCAAAACUUAAAGCUGCGGCUUCAAUACAAAGCCACUCCCUUUUCUUUAUCUUUAGCUGGAAAUCAACCCCUUCAAUUGGCCGAGUUUGGCUUUCUUUAUCUUAUAGCUAUAUUCUCACCAACCAAACAACAGGCUACCUUCAUCUUCUCUCUAGAUAUUCUCUCCAACUAAAGAUGGAAGAUACAGAGACUACCAAUGGUAUGGGAAUCAUGGAUGAGGAGUUUGUUGUAGUUUCAAUGGAUGGUGUUUCAUAUACUGAAAAUGCAGAAGAUAAAGAUUCAAUUUGA
Molecule: messenger RNA, 621 nt
Organism: Prunus armeniaca (apricot)
Lineage: Eukaryota; Viridiplantae; Streptophyta; Magnoliopsida; Rosales; Rosaceae
Source: the annotation of a GenBank genome assembly